CGACGACCUCCGCAUCGACCCACACACCGGGGAAAUACGCACAAAGGUCAAACUUGACCGCGAAACACGCGACCACUACGCCCUCGUAGCCAUCCCCGCCAGCGGCGACAACGUCCGCGUCGUCGUCAAAGUGCUCGACGAAAACGACAACGCACCCACCUUCCCUACGCCCGUCAUGAACGUUGAGUUCUCAGAAAACACCCCCAGAGACGUUAAGAGGAAACUCAACCCCGCUAAAGAUAGAGAUCUAGGUCUGUACAACACACAGAGGUAUAAUAUCGUGUCGGGCAACACGGACAACGCCUUCAGGCUGUCCUCUCACAGGGAACGCGACGGAGUCCUGUACCUGGACCUCCAGAUUAACGGGUUCCUCGAUAGGGAGACGACGGACCAUUACGAGUUAGUGAUAGAAGCGCUGGACGGAGGCAACCCGCCCUUGAGAGGGACGAUGACUGUAAAUAUCACGAUAUUAGACGUUAACGACAACCCACCGGUUUUCGCGGAGAGCGCCUACUCGGCAAUGAUCCCCGAAAAUGCAACAGUCGGAACGACGGUAUUGAAGGUUUCGGCCACAGAUGCCGAUGCGGGCGAAAACGGCCAGAUAGAGUACUCGAUAAACAGACGUCAGAGCGACAAAGAGAACAUGUUCAAGAUAGACCCCGAGACGGGAGAGAUCACAGUGAACAAGGUUCUCGAUUUUGAGACGAAGGAGCUGCACGAGUUGGUCGUGGUGGCGAGAGACAAGGGCGCUCAGCCACUGGAGACCACAGCCUUCGUGUCCAUCCGCGUGACCGACGUAAAUGAUAACCAACCCACCAUAGACGUAAUUUUCCUAAGUGACGAUGCGACCCCGAAGAUAUCCGAGUCAGCUCAGCUGGACGAGUUCGUGGCUCGGAUAUCGGUUCACGACCCGGAUUCCAAGACGGAGUAUUCGAAUGUGAACGUAACUUUGAGCGGUGGUGACGGACACUUCGAUUUGCGGACGCACGACAACAUAAUCUACUUGGUGGUGGUAGCGUUGCCAUUGGACAGGGAAUCUCAGUCUUCGUACACGUUGAACGUAGUAGCGACGGACAAGGGUUCUCCUCCUUUGCACGCGUCUCGCGAGAUCAGUCUUCGAGUGACGGAUGUGAAUGAUAAUGCUCCGGUGUUCGUAGAGAGUGAAUAUAGGGCGAGCGUGCCUGAGGCGGCGGCCCCGGGCACGCCUGUAGUUCAGGUGUCAGCGACGGACGCUGACGAGGGUGAAAAUUCCGAGAUUCGGUAUUCUUUGCUGCCGACUCCGCAGUCGGAUUGGUUCGCGAUCGACGAGCGUUCGGGGUUAGUGACGACGCGCGCGCGAGUGGAUUGUGAGACGAACCCGAUGCCGGUGCUGACGGUGGUGGCGCGCGACCGCGGCAGCCCGCCGCUGUCGUCCACGGCCACGCUGCUGGUCACCGUGCUGGACGUCAACGACAACGAGCCCAUCUUCGACCAGUCCUUCUACAACGUCACCGUGCCCGAGAGCGAGGCCGUCGGCAACUGCAUUCUAAAGAUGUCAGCCAUCGACCCCGACUGCGGUGUCAACGCGAUAGUCAACUACACCCUGGGAGAGACUGCGGGGAGACCGCAGUUCUCCGUCAAGCCUGAUACAGGAGAGCUUUGCGUCUCCUCUCCGCUUGACCAUGAGACCAACAGCGACUUCGAGUUCCCUGUCAUCGCUACUGAUAGAGGGGGCCUGUUCACGACCGCCAUGGUGAAGAUCCAACUGCUUGAUAUAAACGACAACGCUCCAACCUUCACUGUUAAGGACUACAAGGUUUCUUUGAAAGAGGGAAGGAUCUCGUCUACGGAACCCAUAGUUUCCGUAUCGGCAACUGAUGCAGACUCUGGUAGAUUCGGAACAAUAACAUACAGGAUCAUCAGUGGCAAUGACAAUGAUAUAUUCAGGAUUGACAGAAGUACGGGAGAGAUUCUGGUCACAAAACCUUCCCUUGUACAAGCAAAUUCGAAAUACGACUUGGAGAUUUCGGCGACUGAUGGAGGUGGACUGUCGGCUUCCCAAGGAGCUACGGUCCAUGUCAACGUGGUGCCAGCAGGAGUGGGUUCAGCACUCUUCGACAAACCCAGAUACAAUUUUCGGGUCAGAGAAGAUGUUCGGGCUGGAACUGUCGUCGGGAAUUUGAAGGCCACCGUUGGUGAUCGGGGUAAACAACCAGUCCGCUACAGCAUCGUAUCUGGUGACGUGGACCAUCGGUUCACCAUCGACGCUGCGACCGGCACCAUCAGGACCACGGGCCAGCUGGAUAGGGAGGUGACGUCAUCAUACCUGCUGAAUGUGAAGGCUACCAAUGGGAACUCGGCCAGUUAUGAUCAGACCCAAGUCCAAAUCACGCUUGAAGAUGUGAACGACAACGCACCAGAAUUCGGCACAUCAUCAGUAAAGGUGUCGGUUGCGGAGUCAGCCAGCAUUGGUUCCGUGGUCUACGCAGCCAGGGCCACUGAUGAGGAUGAAGGCAAGAACGGAGUGGUGACGUACAGUCUGGUAUCUGCUACUGGACCACCGAACACGUUUGCUGUGAAUCCGCAGCAUGGGCUGGUCACUUUAUUGAGGCCUUUGGACUACGAGAACCAAGUCAAGCACACUCUGAUAAUAUCAGCAAAGGACGGUGGCUCUCCACCUCUAAGCGCCAACCUGACCCUGGUGGUAGAUGUACAAGAUGUCAACGAUAAUCCUCCAAUCUUCGAACAUGAUGCUUAUAGCGCUAGCGUUCUGGAAUCCGAAGCUGUUAACACUAAGAUCUUAGAAAUCCAGGCCGUAGAUAAAGAUACGGGGAACAACGCGCGUAUAACCUACCGCAUAGUAUCAGAUGGAAAUGCGACCAAUGAAGAUUAUUUCAAAGUACAGCCGGCUACGGGCUGGGUGUACCUCGCCAAACCACUCGAUAGAGAAACAACGGCCAGACACAAAAUGACCAUAACAGCCACUGAUAAUGGUCUACCCCCGCUCUCAGCAUCAGCUAGCCUCGUUGUAAACGUACUAGAUGCGAACGAUAACGACCCACUUUUCUCCAAGCCCGCAUAUGAAUUUCAUGUCGAAGAAAACCAGAAAGCCGGCGCUUUCGUUGGGAAAAUAUCGGCAACAGACGCGGAUUUAGGAGAAAACGCCAUCGUGAGAUACAGCCUCUUCCCAUCCAACACGAGCUUCAAUGUAAACCCUGUAUCUGGCGUCAUUACAACGAAGGAAGUUUUGGACCGUGAAUUUAAAUCUUCGUAUUCUUUGUUCGCUGAGGCGCGGGACCAGGGUGGGCUGCCUAGGUCCAGCCGCGUGCCUGUUCUGAUACAAGUGACUGAUGUGAACGACAACUCGCCAGAAAUAAUAGAUCCUCGUGAAGAUGUGGUCAGUGUGAGAGAGGAACAGCAACCUGGAGCGGAGGUGGCAAGAGUCAAGGCUAUUGAUAGAGAUAACGGAAUAAAUGCAUCGGUCACUUAUUCCAUUUUGAAUGAGAGAGACAUAGACGGGUUCGGAGUUUUUGUUAUUGACGCCAACACAGGUGUUAUCAAAACUAGCACAGUCCUAGAUCACGAAGAACGAUCUAUCUACCGCCUGACAGUAGCUGCCACUGAUGGAGGGAAACCACCAAGACAAACCGUUAGACAACUGAAAGUGGAGGUUUUAGACUUGAACGACAAUAGACCAACAUUCACUAGCUCCAGCUUGUCUUUCAAAGUCAAGGAAAACGCUGAAAUUGGCCACGUAGUCGGUACAGUCGCAUGCUGUGAUAGCGAUGUUCAAGAUAAUCUGAUAAAUGGGGACGAAGAAAAACAGAUUUCUUAUCUUUUGAUGCCAUUGACCACAGACCACCAGCAUGGCACUUUCGAGAUAGACAGACGCACUGGCUCUUUAGUUGUAGCGAGACAAUUAGACAGGGAAAUACAAGAUGAAUAUAGGUUAGAAGUGAGAGCAUUGGACACUUCGGCUACGAACAAUCCCCAAAGCAGCGCUGUCACUGUAAGGAUAGAAAUCGUCGAUGUGAAUGAUAACGCGCCGCAAUGGCCUCAAGAUCCAAUCAACAUUGAAAUAUCUGAAAUCACCCCCAUUGGAAUGACUGUUUACAAUUUCACCGCUAAAGAUGCGGACUCGGGCCCAAAUGGAGAGUUAAAUUUUCACGUCGUCUCUUCUUUGCCGUCAACCAAAAAUGUUUUCAACUUGGAUCCUUUGACUGGCUCACUUACGCUGACAUCGCCUCUUGAUUAUGAAACGUUGAAAGAGUAUUGGCUAAUAAUUGAAGCUACUGAUCUGGCUACGAAUAUAUCUGAGCGAAUGGCCACAUCAGCUACAGUUCAUAUUUCUGUCCUAGACGCAAAUGAUAAUGUUCCUACUUUUGUAUCAGCGUCGAAAGUAACAGUCUCAUUGAGCACUUUAUCAGGUUCGCUAUAUCAAGCAUUAGCGGUCGAUGAAGAUUCUGGAGAUAAUGGAAAAAUAUCGUACUACAUAUCGGGUGGAAAUGAGCACGGCUACUUUUCUAUGGAGUACGAGGUUGGCAAAUUGACUUCAUCAAAGAAAUACUCGUCUGAUAUAGCGAGAGUUCGACCUGGGCAAUACAAAUUGAACCUUACAGCCUCAGAUCAUGGGGUUCCUUUUCCAAGACAGAGCCACAUGCUUUUAUUCCUGAACCUGCAGGAGUCGACUAAUGUGCCACCUAGAUUUACCGAUUCUUUUUACCGUGCAAACAUAAGUGAAGACAUUCGUCCCGGUAGUUUUGUUACCAGGUUAAAUGCAAAGUCUUCGAGAGGAAAUACUGGUAAUUUAACUUACGUAAUCCCACAAGGAGUAGCUGACGACAAAUUCAUCAUUGACCCUCGCCUAGGAACAAUUACAGUAAAAACUAAAAUCGACAGAGAAGAAAGAGACUACUACGUGUUCCCUGUUUAUGUCACCGACUCUAGUACAUUUCAGUCUACAACCAACUUCGAUGUCGCGACUGUGUCAAUCAGCGUCAUGGAUGUCAACGAUAACCCACCGAGCUUCAAGCCAGGAUCUUGUUACCCAUUGUCCGUUCCAGAAAAUAAUGACCCAGAGGUUAUUCAUACUGUCGCAGCAAUGGAUAAAGAUAUCGGUGCAAACGGAGUUAUCACAUACAGCAUUACAUCUGGCAAUAAUGGGAACAAGUUUUCAAUAGAUUCAACUACUGGAAAGCUAACAGCUAAGACGCUAGAUCGCGAAACUCAGUCCAAAUAUCAUCUAACAAUUACGGCGUUUGACCAUGGAUCGCCCGUGGCUUUGCAAGGGUCCUGCAAUAUCACCGUUAUGGUGGAAGACCAAAAUGACAACGACCCCGUAUUUGACACUGGACAUUAUUCAGCUGCCAUACCAGAAGACGCCCCAAUCGACACCUCUGUUAUAAAAGUAAGAGCCACUGACGCCGAUUUGGGAUUCAACAAACGUAUCGUUUAUUCAUUGGCAAACGAAAGCCAGGGAUUGUUUCGAAUUGAUAAUAAAACUGGUAUCGUUUUUACCACUGGAUACUUUGAUAGAGAAAAAAUAAGCGCAUACCAUUUUGAAGCAGUGGCGACUGAUGAGGGGCGCUAUAUUGCUCGGUCUCAAAGGGUUUCUGUAGAAAUCACCAUAAAAGACGUGAAUGACAACAAACCUAUAUUUACAAAAUACCCAUUCAGAGAGCAAAUUGCUACUUUGACUCCUCCCGGACAAAGUUUAUUGUGUGUCUCGGCCACUGAUAAUGACAUAGGAACUAAUGCAGAAAUACUUUACGAGCUUAUGGAUUCUUCGAAUCAUAAAUUUCGCAUAAAUCCAACCACAGGACUUUUAACAGCGACACAAAGCUUGGCCAGUGAAAAUGGAAAACUUAUUCAUCUAAAAGUUAUUGCCAAAGAUAAAGGAAAUCCUCCGCAAAGUUCAGUCGGACUGAUAGAAAUUCGGGUUGGCGAUUUCUCCGAUCAGACCCCUACUUUGAAUUUCCAGAAUGCUACGUAUAAUGUUACUAUUGAGGAAAACAUGCCCAAUGGCAAGGACGUCCUCCAAGUCACAGCUGUAAGGAGUGACGGGCGCCGCCAAAAAAUAUUUUACGAAAUCGGCAAUGGAAACGAUCAAUACGCUUUCGAGAUAGACCCUAACUCAGGCGUUAUAAGGGUGAAUAAUUCGGCAAAUUUGGAUUACGAGUCUUACCCGGGACCGAAGAGGCAGCUCGUUGUGGUCGCCCGAACGGAGGGCUCGCCAGUCUUAUACGGUUAUUGCGACGUAACAAUAAAUCUGUUAGACCAAAACGACCACGCUCCUAGAUUUACGCAGCAGCAAUACAUAGCGAACGUUUUGGAAGGCAACACUAAGGGCGAGUUUGUCGUGCAGCUCGCGGCCAAGGAUGGCGACCGGGGAGUGAACGCGCGCAUCCUAUACCAUAUAGUAGACGGGAACCACGAUAACGCCUUUAUUAUAGAACCGGCGUUCUCCGGAUCGGUCAAGACGAACAUAGUGUUGGAUCGCGAGAUACGCGAGACGUAUAAAUUGACAGUUAUUGCCACAGACGAGGGAGACCCGCAAAUGACCGGCACUGCUACCCUCCGGAUCAAUGUCGUCGACGUAAACGACAAUCAACCGACAUUCCCACCACCGAAUCUCAUCUCCGUAUCGGAAGGAGCGGAAGUUGGCACAGUGCUCACAUCUGUUACGGCGAAUGACGUGGACACAUAUCCGCCUCUCAAAUACGCCAUAUUGCAGGAGGAUAACAGAUUCUCUAUAGACAGAUACAGUGGCAAAGUAGUCCUGAAUAAACCGUUGGAUUACGAAACGCAGAUCAUGUAUGAAAUAAACAUAACCGCCUCUGACAGUGAACAUAUCGCACGGACUACGCUUACAAUAAAAGUGAUGGAUGUAAACGACAACGCUCCUAUAUUUGAUGACAUCUCUUACAAUAGGAUUUUGCCUGAAGGCAGUGGUACAUUGGAGAUUGGUUCAGUGAAAGCAAAGGAUAAGGACAGUGGAGACAAUGGCAGAAUAUCUUAUUCGAUUCUCCGUGCGACCAAGGGGUAUUACAUUGACGCUGUGACUGGGGCAAUAUUCGUGAACUACAGUGCAUUGCCGGCAAACGAACGAGAUACGCAGUUGGCUGUUGUAGCGACUGAUCAUGGGAAGCCAAAUAAGAGUGCAGUGGCAUCCGUCAGGAUAAGCACCGGGGCAUCUUCAGAGAUCAAACCUUUCAUAGGACAAGACACGUACAGGAUCACAGUCAACGAGGACACGGAAAAGGGGUCCACGCUGCUUCAAAUCGGCGGUAUCAACGAUGUUUUGAAGAAGUACAAUCUGGAUUUUCACAUCAUAUCUGGGAAUGAAGGGGACUCCUUUGAUGUCAACGGCGAAGGAGCUCUAAUACUAAUUGCCAGACUGGAUCGAGAAACACAGGAUACUUACGUUCUUGGUCUAGCUGCUGUUGAAGAAGGAAAAAUACUCUCGUACAACCAAAACAAGACAUCCAUCACCAUAUUUGUAACAGUCGCUGAUUCCAAUGACAACGCACCAAUAUUUGCAACAAAUGAAUUCGAAUUGACCGUAAGCGAAGAUGUGAAAAUCGGCUAUACAAUCACACAACUUUCAGCAACUGAUGCUGAUCUGUAUGGAACCCCUAACGCGGCUAUCAGGUACAACAUCACGUCAGGAGAUGACGAAAAACUGUUCUUCAUUCAUCCAACGACUGGAAUAUUGAGCGUUAACAAAUCUUUAGAUUAUGAUACCGGUAACACAGAUUACAAACUUAUUAUAGUUGCCUGUGAUCAGGGAGAACCUUCUUUGUGUAAUGCCGCUUAUAUCAAAAUUGGUAUCAUUGAUGAGAACGAUAAUACUCCAACGUUCCCAGUGAAUGAGUACUUUGAAACCAUCGGUGAAAAUGAAAGAGUUGGAACGUCUGUCUUUACGGCAAGAGCCACGGAUCUUGACAGAGGACGAUAUGGAAAACUCAACUAUUCUAUUGUGCCUGCCUCGACGAAUUACAACAGAAACGAUGAUUCGUGGAAAAUGUUCCUAAUUGAUGCUACAUCGGGACUAGUCAACACAAACGCUGUUUUUGAUUAUGAACAAAAGAACAAGUAUGAAUUCUCUAUCAAGGCUUCGGAUCUUGGCGGGAAAAGUUCUACUGUCAAAGUCCGGAUCGAUAUAGAGAGUCGAGACGAAUUUUAUCCGCAAUUCACUCAAAAGACGUAUAACUUCGGCAUUCCUAAAUCUGGACCUCUUCCUGCAGGAUAUGUCAUUGGUCAAGCCACAGCCACUGACAGAGAUAAGGGCAUUGACGGAAGAAUAGUAUACCAGCUCUCUACGUCGCAUUCAUACUUCAAAAUAAAUCGAACAACUGGUGUAAUUAUCUUGAAGAAGAAAGUGGAAUCUUUAUCUAAUCUUUUUGGUUCUGAUAAAUCAAUAAGUCUAGUAGUCACUGCGAGUUCCGGACGACAAGGUUCACUUACUAACAAAACAGCUGUAGAGAUAUUACUGGACCAUGAAGCAGUAGUCUUAGAUUCAAAUAUCAUAAACGACGCAUCCGCUGCUCCCAGCGGUGGACUCUCCGAUUGGGCAUUAGGUCUACUGAUCGCAUUUAUAUUUAUUAUAAUUAUAUUCGCAGCGGCAUUCCUAUUUCUUCACAUGAAAAAUAAGAGGCACAAAAAAGUAAACAAACCUGGAUUAAACUCUGAAGGGGUAGGUGCAACAAAUAGUUACGUUGACCCAAGUGCGUUUGACACUAUCCCUAUUAGAAAUACCGGAGCAGUUAGCUCUGGGAAUCAAUUUGCUCCACCCAAGUAUGACGAAAUCCCACCAUACGGACCACAUACGGCUAGUUCCAACUCAGGAGCAGCAACAACCUCAGAACUAUCUGGUUCAGAUCAGUCUGGUUCCAGUGGUAGAGGAUCUGCAGAGGACGGCGAAGAUGGUGAAGAUGAAGAGAUAAGAAUGAUCAAUGAGGGUCCACUCCAGAGGGAAGGUAUUCACAGACAAGCGAAUGGAGUAGAUGAUGAUAAUUUAUCAGACGUCUCGGUUCAUAAUACUCAAGAAUAUUUAGCGAGACUUGGAAUAGUAGAUACUGGCACUGGUGGUGGAGCAUCUACGUCUUCCAGGAGAUGUUCUGAAAAUGUUGGUAAUAAAGACACCAUGUUACAUCAUGGCCCUAUUGACUCUAUGCACAUGUUUGAUGAAGAUGGUGGCCACGAGAAUGAUAUAACAAAUCUUAUCUAUGCUAAACUCAAUGAAGUGACAGGCAGUGAAAGAGCAAGCAGCGCUGACGAAGCCAGUGCAGCAGUCGAUAGAGCAAUGGCUUUAGGCGCCUUCUCAAGUGCGCCUGGAGAUAAUAAUGCUGUACCAACUGCAGGCCCAUCAAUGACGGGCAGUCUCAGCUCAAUAGUUCAUUCAGAAGAAGAACUCACCGGCAGUUACAACUGGGAUUACUUACUCGACUGGGGACCACAGUAUCAACCUCUAGCACACGUGUUUUCAGAAAUAGCUCGGUUAAAGGACGACGCAGUGUCCCUUCAAAGUGGUAAUAGUGGUGCGUCUAGCGCUAAGAGCAAAGGGACAUCAAUAUCUGGCGGCAAGAGUGUUCCGCCGCCAUUAUUGACGACUGUAGCACCAAGGAGUUGUCCCGCUCCGUCGUUGUCUUGUAGACAACCUCAACAUUUAUUACCUAGGUCCCCCAUAAGUCAUGAUGUGCCUGGAGGUUUCUCAGCCGCAGCUGCUAUGUCGCCAUCAUUCUCGCCAUCUCUCUCGCCUUUAGCGACGAGAUCCCCUUCUAUGUCACCUUUAGUAGGUCCUGGUCUACCUCCAGCCCCCGGCAGUAGGAAACCUCCACACUCUACUAUGAGAAUAUAAAAUUUGUAUUAUUUUCUAGGUUAUUGUACAUAUUGUGUGUAACGACUGUUCAAAUUAAGUAUUGGUAGUAAUAUUUAUUGAUUACCGAUGUGAUCGGAUUAGUUUUUCUAAUAUCAUUUUGUGCAUUCACAAAUGGACUGCCUGAACUAUGCUCAAAGUGAUGUACUAAGCGCUUAUACCGAUUUUACGGUAGUGUAAAUAGUCUUCAUUCGGGUUGUAUUAUUAACUGUAAAUAUUAGUCUGUAUAUUUUAGUGCCUUGUAAAAUAUUUAAAUGAAGACUGCCAUGUUAUUUUAUGUUAUUAUAAAACAAACGAAUCAGCUUUACGUUAAGCUAUAAGUAUACUUUUAGAUAUUGCAAUUUUUGAUAAGAUUUAUUGAAACAUAUUUUACUAAAUGCAGUCACAAAUUUGUUGUACGUCAACUAUUAGAUCGUUAACUGUAAGUGGAACUAUUGUGCCUUUUGUGAUUUCUGGAAAAUCAUCAACAUAUUUAGUAUCAUUUAUAAUACUGUGAUUUUCGUCUAAGUAUCGAAAACGCCUGUAAUCUGUUCACGAUUGACACUUGCCAACUUUAUUCAUUAUAUUUUUUAUAAAGUGAUAUUUCUCCGUGUCAAUUAUUUGAACAGUAGUUAAAUAUUGUAAAUAAUCCCUGUCCAUAUUUAGUUUUAAGUUCGACUGUCCGUGGAGAAUGUAAGCGAAAAUAAAUAAAAUAUGUAAAAUUUUA
Ostrinia nubilalis (European corn borer) is the source of this 10562-nucleotide messenger RNA. RefSeq names its product protein dachsous (gene ds). Gene Ontology annotation, cellular component: adherens junction; catenin complex; plasma membrane. Gene Ontology annotation, molecular function: calcium ion binding; cadherin binding. Bases 176 to 9838 code for a protein of 3220 amino acids. Gene Ontology annotation, biological process: multicellular organism development; cell-cell adhesion mediated by cadherin; homophilic cell-cell adhesion. The record is from RefSeq and is a predicted model, not a curated record. The transcript has 15 exons. Lineage: Eukaryota; Metazoa; Arthropoda; Insecta; Lepidoptera; Crambidae.